Peromyscus leucopus (white-footed mouse) is the source of this 3004-nucleotide messenger RNA. Its product is annotated as scavenger receptor class F member 2-like. Lineage: Eukaryota; Metazoa; Chordata; Mammalia; Rodentia; Cricetidae. The record is from RefSeq and is a predicted model, not a curated record. Bases 1 to 723 code for a protein of 240 amino acids. The transcript is spliced from 3 exons.
AUGAGGGAUUUGAAAAAAGACAGUAUCAUUCCAAAUGUAUUCACAGCAGCUCAGAAAGAACGUUCUUUAGGUGUAGAGAGUAAAAUCUCAUUGCAGGCAAACCCGCAUCUCCGGGCGCCCCCCGACGCUCGGGCGACGGCGUGUAGUGCUCGCGGGGCCCGCCGAGGUCUGGCCGCGUCCCUCAGCGCCCGGGCUGCCCCGCCUGGAGCUGCGUGCGACACGGCGCCCGCUCCUCCUCCUCCUCCCCUGCCCGCCUGCCGGCCCUCCUCCUCCUCCUCCUCCCGCCGCCGCCGCCGCCGCCGCCUGCACCACGCAACCUCCGCCCUCUCGCCGUCCCUCCGCCGCUCCCCGCCCUCCUGGCUUCACCGGCUCUGGCGACCGCGGGGCGAAGCUGUGGGGGAGGGAGGGCCGGAACGCACCGCCAUCGGCGUCCGGGGCGGGGGAACCGAGAAACCGUCGCCGCCAUGGCCCGGCCGCCGGCGGCGGCGCGGGAGGGGCACCGAAACCGCCCUCCCGCAGGCCCCGGCCGACCCUCCGUGGCGAGGCCCCGCUGGGCGCGGGCAUUUCUACCUGCAAACCAUGGCCCCUGCUUCCCGAACGCCGAGCCGGGCACCGCCGGACGCGCCGGAUCCUCCGCCAGGUUUUCCCGCCGCCCUCGCGUCGGGGCGGCCUCUCAAGUCCCGGCUUCCCGCCACUUCGGACUUCUCGUGGGGGCUGAGCUGAGGUUGGGGGCUCUGGCCGCUGAAGAAACUUCCGGAAGCAGCUGUGCGAGAGGGGCUUCGAUCUCCCCUGCCCGGCUCCUGCGCGCAUAGCCCCGGAGCUGACAUGCACCGCAGCACCCCCGGAGCCGGGGGUCUCCUGUCCUGGGGUGGAACCAGAGGCGAUAUCCCCGACCGCCGGAGGGGAAAGGCAGAUGCGCCGGCGGCCCCCAGAUCAGCGCCGGCUCCGGGGAAGCGUGCCUCUCCGACCCCCUUCCUACCUGCAGGCCUGCCUUGGGGAUCCAUCCCCCUGCCGAAAGCGCCAGCUUGCCCACAUACCACGUGUAUGUGUGUAUCUCCCUCUUGAAUACUUUCUCCAAACUUAAGUAGGCUUCCUUCCCUCUUUAGAUCCGUUUCACUCUUAAUCUCCGUAAGGUUCAAUUUUUGGGUAGAGUUGGAGUUUGCGAUGCCAACCUGGGGUGGCACGAAACAGUAUUGUUUUUACAUCUGAAUAAUCUCACCCAUUGGAAAUCAGCUGCCGUCGUCUUGUGUUUGUGAUAUUCAGUUGUAAGUUUGGUAAACCCCCCCAUAAGCCACAGGUGAGAGGCUAGAGAAAGCAGAUUUACCCCACACCUACUUAGAGGCGGUUGUUUUUAAAUCCCGGUUCAGAUCUGCCAUCUAGUUCCCUGAACAAGUGAGGGAAGAUUUUCAGUUAGCCCAUCAUCUGGGCAAAAGAUGUGUUUGGUGUUAACUUCCUGUUUUCAGCAAACUAGAACACUGCAGAUUCUAAUGGACCACUUCGGGGCAGAAAUCCUCAGCCGACCUGGCAGUCCCACGUCCACACUGGAGUUCCUUUCAAAAGGAACGUCCCACCUGUGUGUCUAGUCCCUUCUGUUGAACUGUAGCUUUGUGUCAACAUCUAUCAAAUAUUUGUGUGUUGUUUUAUAUAUGUAUCCCAAAUUAUGCUGUCCUUUCGUUUGCCCUGGGCAACACCUCAAUAACUCAGUCAAUAGAAUGUAUUUAGUAACUUUUUUUCUGUAAGGGUGGAGAUAAAGAUUUGGAAGGUUUGUCCCUUGUAUAUUUUGGCUUUCAUUUUAAACUGGAUUCCCAUAUGUUUAUCUCCUCUUCAUAUUCCCUUUAUUCUGAAUGGUCUCCUGUUUUGGAGAUUUCUCACUUCAAGAUCUGAGUUGUGUGCAUCAACUUUGAGGGCUUCCUCCAGCCGCCGGUUUGGCCUUAAAUACAAGGACUUAGUCCCACUGAACCCACUCCCUCCUCGCUGUCUCCAUUCCUUGUGUAAGUCUCCAUUAUCUGCUGUCACACGGUCAUCUUCGGUGGCUGGACUUGGUCUCUCACCUAUGUCCACUUUGCGAGCAGAUUGCAUCUGUUCUGAGCAGCUAACCCUACCAAACAGGACCAAAGAUAUAAUAGUAACUUUGCUGCUCAAAACACCCUUCAUCUUCUCUGUCUCAGCAAAACUGGCUGGUGUCUUUCAGGAUGAGCCAGUUGGAAAGAUAGUGACACCAGAGUCAAAGUUCAAAACAGUCUCAGAAGGCUUUAGCAGGCCAGAGUCAAUGAGAUUAAAAUAGAGCUUUGUAAACUAGAAACAACAAGAGCGUUGGAAAAGCUCACGUUUAGGUUUAAGCAGCUGUUUUUUAAAUACCUCAUUGCCAGCGUCCCAUGUGUGUCCUCAGGUGUGCCUUGGACACAGGGAUUAUUUCUUAGUUUGCCUGUUCCUUCAGCAUGGCACUGAAGAACACUGAAGCCUGCCCAAAGCAUGUCGACUACCACUCAAAGGGAAGAGCACUGAGUCACUUGAACAGCCAUAGGAACUAUUAUUUCUAAGACUUGGGUAAGGCACUAGCCAUCUGUUCAGAGUAAGUGGAUUUCACAGGUUGGUUUCCGAACUGACUUGACUUUGGAUUUACCCAGAGAUAUAAUUACUAAUUCAGGGGCCCCUUCCAGAUCCAAGAAACAAAUGGGAGGAAAAGAGCAAAAUCAGAAUCUGAUACUAGCAGAGUUUACAUUUUGUCUUAACCAUUGUUAGCUGGGUAGGUUUGAACAACUUCUCAGUGUUUUAUCUCCAUCUGAAAUAAGGAUGAUAAUAAUAGUAACGUAUGGAAUUGUAAACUAAACAUUGACAGAUAUUGCUGAUGCUGAAAAUUCUCUAUUAAGACCCGGAGCCUGAGUGGGAACCACAAGUUUAACAAACCAUUCCUGUUCUGCUGUCCAAAUUUCAAAUGUUCUAACCCUAAAAUUUUCACUAGUAAGCUUUACAGUAUAUUCUAAUAAAGCUCAAUUGUUUUGAG